AUGGUCGCCGACUGGAAAACCCGUGCGGAAGCAAAGAGAGAUGCUAUUCUGAAUUCAAUCCCUGAGAAAUGGCGACUUCAAAAGAUCCCCACCCCUGAAGAGCAAAAGGACGUCACUGGCGCCUACAUCCAGCAGUUCCUCGAUGAUAAAGAAAUCACGAUCACCGAGACCGACGCGGUCGGUAUCGCUGAAAAGGUCGCAGCUGGUGAAUGGUCUGCGGUCGAAGUGACACAAGCAUUCUGCCACAGAGCCUCUUUGGCUCAUCAGUUGGUGAAUUGCCUGCACGAGACAUUCUUUGAUGCUGCUCUUGAGUCUGCCAAAUCACUUGACGAGUACUUUGCGAAGAACAAGAAAACAGUUGGACCUCUCCACGGAGUCCCUGUCUCCCUGAAAGAUCAGUUUCAUGUGAAGAAUGUCGAAACUACAAUGGGGUAUGUUGGUUGGAUAGGCACCUUUGAAGGCAACCCAGAUGACCCACGCAAAGGCCAAUAUGAAAGUGAAAUGGUCACAGAACUCAGAGCCCUUGGUGCAGUUCUUUACUGUAAGACCAGCGUUCCACAUACUUUGAUGAGUGGCGAGACCGUCAACAACAUCAUUGGCUAUACCUGGAAUCCCAAGAAUCGAUACCUCUGUUCUGGUGGCAGCUCUGGUGGCGAGGGCGCGCUGAUUUCGCUGCGGGGAUCGCCAGGUGGAUUUGGUACUGACAUUGGAGGCUCAAUUCGCAUCCCUGCCGCAUUCAAUGGUCUUUAUGGUAUUCGGCCCUCAUUCGGGAGGCUACCGUAUGAAGGAAUGGCCAACAGCAUGGAUGGACAGAACACUGUCUUGUCCGUGGUUGGCCCACUCGCUACUACCGCUCGAUCUGUCAGAUUGCUCACAAAAGCUAUCCUCUCAGGGAAGCCCUGGCUUGACGAUCCCUUGGUCAUCGAAAUGCCGUGGCGUGACGCCCAGGAGCAAGCAAUCCACGAUAUUGUCAAAUCAUCAUCAUCGCAAAGAGGUCGGCUAAGCUUUGGGGUAAUGAAAACGGACGGCAUUGUGAACCCUCUGCCACCAGUUGCUCGAGCGGUGGACAUGCUCGCCGAGGCUCUCAGCAAAGCGGGACACCAUGUUAUUGAGUGGAAGCCACCUUCACACAAGACAAUACUGGACAUAACCUUCGCGACAUGGGCAUAUGACGGUGGAAAGGAUGUACACGAGGCCUUUGCACUUUCCGGCGAACCUAUGUCUCCUCAAAUUAAGAUGAGCUUCGGAGAUGGACCGAAGCAGGAAAUGACCGCCUCCCAGAUCGCCGCCAACAAUAUCGCGAAGCGGAAAUACCAGAAACAAUACUUGGAUUACUGGAACAGUACUGCCCAGCUGACUCCGACCGGUCAACCUGUGGAUGGUUUCAUUUGUCCACUUGCACCGUACCCAGCUGCGAGACCCGAACUGUACAAAUAUUACGGAUACAGUGUGUUUGUGAACGGGCUCGACUAUACAAGUGUUGUCGUACCGGUCACCUUUGCGGAUAAAAAGACGGAUAAGUAUGCGGAAGAAUAUACGCCGCUCAACGAGCAAGACAAGGAGGCUUUCGAGGCUUAUGAUGCCGACUUAUAUGACGGCGCUCAUGUUAGUGUGCAGAUCGUCGGGCGCAGAUUCACAGAAGAGAAGAUGUUGGCAAUUGCAGAGUAUGCUGGCAGCUUGGUCGGGAAAUAG
Fonsecaea erecta is the source of this 1692-nucleotide messenger RNA. RefSeq lists its product as hypothetical. The record is from RefSeq and is a predicted model, not a curated record. The transcript has a single exon. The coding region runs from base 1 to 1692 and encodes 563 amino acids. Lineage: Eukaryota; Fungi; Ascomycota; Eurotiomycetes; Chaetothyriales; Herpotrichiellaceae.